This is a messenger RNA of Hyaena hyaena (striped hyena), 3200 nucleotides long. RefSeq names its product scaffold attachment factor B2 (gene SAFB2). NCBI's taxonomy places the organism in Eukaryota, Metazoa, Chordata, Mammalia, Carnivora, Hyaenidae. Gene Ontology annotation, molecular function: sequence-specific DNA binding; RNA binding. The record is from RefSeq and is a predicted model, not a curated record. Gene Ontology annotation, biological process: regulation of androgen receptor signaling pathway; regulation of mRNA processing; regulation of transcription by RNA polymerase II. Bases 99 to 2960 code for a protein of 953 amino acids. Gene Ontology annotation, cellular component: nucleus. The transcript has 21 exons.
GCGAGUGCGUUUUCCUCUUAGGCGGCGCCAUUUUGUGCUCAGAGCCGCUACAGCCGCCGGCGGUGUGGGGGGUAGGUGGCGGGGACGCGGAGCCUGGGAUGGCGGAGACUCUGGCAGGCUCCGGCGAGUCGGGUUCUGGCACAGCCGCUGUGGGAUCGGGUGCCACGGAGACUGGGACGCGGCGCCUCAGCGACUUGCGGGUGAUCGACCUGCGGGCGGAGCUGAAGAAGCGGAACCUGGACACGGGCGGCAACAAGAGCGUCCUGAUGGAGCGGCUCAAGAAGGCGGUUAAGGAAGAAGGGCAGGAUCCUGAAGAAAUGGGGGUCACGCUGGAAGCCACCAGCAAGAAGACUGUGAAAAGAUGUGUCAAAGGACAAAAGAUGGAGGAAGAAGGCGCAGAAGACAACGGCCUGGAAGAAGAUUCCAGAGAUGGGCAGGAGGAGGCGGAGGCGGGUUUGGAGAGCCUGCGGAGCGUGGACGUGGUGGAGGUCGGGGUGUUGGAGGAGAGCGAGGCUGAGAACAGCGCCGCUCCAGACUUUGGGGAGGACGCCGCCGCCGGCGUCCUGGGUUCCCUGUGCGACGGCCCGGACUACGCGGCGGCCCGGCUGCGGGAGCCCCCCGCGCAGCUCGCAGAGCACGCUGUGGACGGGGAGGCCUUCGAGAACACUUUGGAUGCUUCAUCAUUGGACUUCAAGGUACCUACGGACGUUGAAGACCCUCUGCUGGAGCCAGAAAAUGAGAAAAUACUCGACAUUUUGGGGGAAACUUGUAAAUCUGAGCCAGUAAAAGAAGAAGGUUCCGAGCUGGAGCAGCCCUUUGCACAGGAUACAAGUAGCGUGGGGCCAGACAGAAAGCUUGCGGAGGAAGAGGACCUUUUUGGCAGCGCCCACCCGGAGGAGGGUGAUUUAGAUUUGGCCAGCGAGUCAACGGCACAAGCUCAGGCGAGCAGGGCAGACACCCUGUUAGCGGUAGUGAAAAGGGAGCCCGUGGAGCAGCCAGGCGAUGGCGCGCGGCCGGACUGUGAGCCUGUAGGGCUAGAGGAGCCAGUUGAGCAGAGUAGUAAAGCCUCAGAGCACGCGGAAGCCUCUAGCGAGGAGGUCGCGGAAGCGCCCCCGGAAGCCUCAAGCCCAGACCCCAGAGAUAGCAAAGAAGACGUGAAGAAGUUUGCUUUUGAAGCUUGUAAUGAAGUCCCUCCGGCUCCUAAAGAGUCCUCAGCCAGUGAGGGCGCUGAUCAGAAAAUGAGCUCUUUUAAGGAAGAAAAAGAUAUAAAGCCAAUCAUUAAAGAUGAAAAAGGUCGUACCGGCAGCGGCUCUGGCAGGAACCUGUGGGUCAGCGGACUGUCCUCCACGACUCGCGCCACCGAUCUGAAGAAUCUGUUUAACAAGUAUGGAAAGGUUGUCGGGGCCAAAGUGGUGACCAACGCCCGCAGUCCUGGAGCUCGGUGCUACGGGUUUGUCACCAUGUCGACAUCUGAUGAGGCUACAAAGUGCAUCAGCCACCUGCACAGAACUGAGCUUCACGGAAGAAUGAUCUCCGUUGAGAAGGCCAAAAAUGAACCGGCUGGGAAAAAGCUGUCCGACAGAAAAGAGUGUGAAGUGAAGAAGGAAAAAUUAUCUAGUGUUGACAGACAUCAUCCCGUGGAGAUCAAAAUUGAAAAAACCGUGAUUAAGAAGGAAGAGAAAGUGGAGAAAAAGGAGGAAAAAAAGCCUGAAGACAUAAAGAAGGAAGAAAAGGACGAGGAGGAGCCGAAACCAGGACCUCCGAAUCGGUCCAGAAUCACCAAAUCAGGAAGCAGAGGAAUGGAGCGGACCGUCGUGAUGGAUAAAUCGAAAGGAGAGCCUGUCAUUAGCGUGAAAACCACAAGCAGGUCAAAAGAGAGAAGCUCCAAGAGUCAGGAUCGCAAGUCGGAAAGCAAAGAGAAGAGAGACAUCUUGUCAUUUGAUAAAAUCAAAGAGCAAAGGGAGCGCGAGCGCCAGAGGCAGCGGGAACGGGAGAUCCGAGAGACGGAGAGGCGGCGGGAGCGCGAGCAGCGCGAGCGGGAGCAGCGCCUCGAGGCCUUCCACGAGCGGAAGGAGAAGGCGCGGCUGCAGCGGGAGCGCCUGCAGCUCGAGUGCCAGCGGCAGCGUCUGGAGCGGGAGCGCAUGGAGCGCGAGCGGCUGGAGCGGGAGCGCAUGCGCGUCGAGCGCGAGCGCCGCAAGGAGCAGGAGCGCAUCCACCGCGAGCGCGAGGAGCUGCGACGGCAGCAGGAGCAGCUGCGCUAUGAGCAGGAGAGGCGGCCGGUGCUGCGCAGGCCCUACGACGUGGACGGCCGGCGAGAUGAUGCUUAUUGGCCGGAAGCAAAGCGUGUGGCCUUGGAGGACAGGUACCGCCCAGACUUCCCUCGGCCCGAUCACCGCUUCCACGACUUUGACCAUCGAGACCGGGGCCAGUACCAGGACCACGUGGCUGACAGGAGGGAAGGAUCAAGGUCAGUGAUGGGAGAGCGAGAUGGGCAACACUAUGACGAACGCCACGGCCACGGAGGACCACCAGAGCGUCACAGCCGAGAGUCCCGAGACGGCUGGGGGGGCUACGGCUCCGACAAGAGGAUGAGCGAGGGCCGGGGGCCGCCGCCCCCCCCCAGGGGUGGGCGUGACUGGACGGAGCACCACGGCCAGAGGCUAGAGGAGCAUCAGGAGCGCGUGUGGCCGGGCUCGGUGGACGCAGGCACGGCGGGCCGGGAACACGCGCGGUGGCAAGGCGGUGAGAGGGGCCUAUCGGGGCCCUCAGGGCCAGGACACAUGGCAACUCGGGGCGGGAUGUCAGGGCGAGGCGGCUUUGCACAAGGCGGGCAUUCCCAGGGUCACCUGGUGCCCGGCGGCGGACUGGAGGGCGGACUGGCCGGCCAGGACCGGGGCAGCAGAGUCCCGCACCCACACCCCCAUCCCCACCCAUACCCCCACUUCACCCGCCGCUACUAAACCCAAACCACUCUGAGUUUCCAGGUAGGCAGAGGCACUGUUGACUCUCAGCCACGGUUCCCUUGAACUUGUGGAGUCUUUUAAGAAACAAAAGCAAAUCCUGCCACCAUGUUGUAGCUCAAUACGAUGUGAAUUCGCUUUUUUUUUUUUUAAUAAACGUGUUGUUCUCUGACAUUUUUAAGACAAGAUUUCUGUUAACGAGGCAUUCCAUUUUCCAUUAAUAAAAGUUUAUGGUUCGCA